AUGAAAGCCUUUGAAAAAGAGGAAUCCACCCCACUGAAAGGAGGGCGCGGCCACGCCAACCUGGUCUCCAAAUGCAAACUGUGCGGGCGCGAGAACAACCUCGACAUCCUGCAGGACAGCAUCCAACCGUACUGCGCCGACAACACCGAGGAAUUCCGAACCAUGGUCGUGUUCGAGUGCCGCGGGGUUGAACCCGUGGAUUUCUCCCCCAGGGUGGGGUUCGUGGCGGAAGGAGCGGAAUCGGGACUGAAGUUCGACGAAGUCGAGCUCACGGAGGGAGAGUGGAUGGACUACGACGAGAACGCGCAAAAUCCCGUGGGAAUCACGGAACUAGAGCAUCGCUUUGUGAAAGCGUGAAAGUAGCGACGUCGCUUUGAACUAUGACCUAUGACUGGUCAUAAGACCAUGAAGAAAUGCUUAAUUUUUUUUUAUAGAUACAAUGCUGUAAAUGCAGAAACUUUUGUGGUGGUUUAA
Molecule: messenger RNA, 474 nt
Organism: Branchiostoma floridae (Florida lancelet)
Lineage: Eukaryota; Metazoa; Chordata; Leptocardii; Amphioxiformes; Branchiostomatidae
Product: CXXC motif containing zinc binding protein-like
Exons: 2
Coding region: 1-357 (118 amino acids)
Molecular function (GO): zinc ion binding
Source: RefSeq, a predicted model, not a curated record